Messenger RNA from Zingiber officinale, 1284 nucleotides. Its product is annotated as chromosome segregation in meiosis protein 3-like. The record is from RefSeq and is a predicted model, not a curated record. Bases 49 to 912 code for a protein of 287 amino acids. Gene Ontology annotation, biological process: DNA damage response; replication fork arrest; DNA replication checkpoint signaling. Gene Ontology annotation, molecular function: zinc ion binding; DNA binding. The transcript is spliced from 5 exons. Lineage: Eukaryota; Viridiplantae; Streptophyta; Magnoliopsida; Zingiberales; Zingiberaceae. Gene Ontology annotation, cellular component: nucleus; replication fork protection complex.
CAAAAGGCCCGGAGAGAGGAGUCGUCGGCGAGCAACGGAGUGGGAGAGAUGGAGAAGAAGAGUUCGGGAGGAGGGGCGAAGGCUGCACCGACGGGCUGCUUCAAGUGCGGGGGUACGGGGCACUGGUCGCGCGACUGUCCUUCGUCUUCUUCAAACCACGAUGGGCCUAGCCCUAAUCUCGUCGCUACUCAGCCUCUCAGUAAGGCCUCGGCGGUCACCAAAUCCUCCAUGAAGAAGGCUCCGAGAACGAGGCCCAAGCUCACCCCGCAGAUCUUGCUCUCGGAGGACGGCCUUGGUUAUGUUCUUCGCCAUUUCCCUCGCGCCUUCAAGUACCGCGGCCGCGGCCAUGAAGCUGCUGAUCUUGGUAACUUGAUUGGCCUUUAUUCACAAUGGCAUUCUCAGUUGAUCCCGUACUAUUCCUUUGAUCAGUUCGUUCGCAAGGUUGAGCAAGUUGGUGCCACCAAACGAGUUACGAAAUGCAUAUCAGAAUUGAAGGAUAGGGUUGCCAAUGGAGGUGAUCCCUCAAAGCUUCAUGAAUCCCCUAUUGAAGAAGUUGCUCCAGAAAUCGAACAAGAUGAUCCAACUGCUGAAGAACCAGUUGCAGAUGCAGUAGAUCCACCAUUCGAUUCCAAUGAAGCAGACCACAUGCAGGAGGAUGAAAUUUUCAAUGAGAUUUAUCACAAAGCUACUGAAGAGGCUCAUCAUCCUUCAGCAAUCCUGGUUGCUACUCGAACACAUGAAUCAACACCAGAAGAACACGUUUCAGGCAUUGGUGCUGCUGUUCCUAGCAAAGUUCAGAUUUCAGAAGAACAAAGGGCAAGGAUGGAAGCCAACCGCCUGAAAGCACUAGAAAGGGCUGCAGCUCGUGCUCGUUCAGAGUCACAAAUCGAUGCUUCACAUGGAGAGCAGUGAGCAGAAUUAGGGUUUCAUCUGUGUGUAGCAGUGGAGAUGGGAGGAUGGCACAUAUGCCUUCAUUGUCUAAAAACCAAAAAAGAUGCAUAAUUCAACUAAAUCAAAACAAGAUACAGUAGACGUGCAUUUAAAUCGUAUACAACAACAAUAUUGAAGGUGCAUGUCUUUGUUGCAAAGGCUCUACUUCUAUACCAUUCUACCUUCUCUUUUCUCUCCCUUUCUUUUGUCUUAAAGAAAAAAAAAAUCAUGUUUUGCUGAAGAAAAAGGAAGAAACCCUAAGCCUGGCGUUUGGUUUGUGAUGUAUGUAAAUCUGUAAAUGUAUGAAAGUGUCGUUAAGUAAUAAAAAAUUAAAUUACUAGGAUUGUGAAUCAA